GUUGCGCCAGCAGCUAUCUGAAACAUUUUGAGCACACAGGCUUACACUCAGAGUUAGCACGUCUCUCACACUAAUGGUGCUCCUCGCAAACAGGCUUAACCAAUAGAACAUCUGCAGAAAAGUUUAAACUGCCUCUAACACACAAUCGCCUGCUGGGAAUGGGAUUAUCGGCCAGGUAAUCCAGAAGGAACAAAGACACCUGAAGGUCAACCCGGCAGUCUUUUUUGAGUGCUUCAGAAAGAGCCGCACACACUGGAAUAACUGGGAGAAUGUUUCUGUGGGCUGGAAGUAAAGGAGCUCAGGGAUCAGGAAGUGAGAGAAGCAGGACCUUUUAUCAGAAGAUUCGAGAGUAUGAUAUUUUGGAGAAGAGGAGGACUGUCACAGCACUGAAGGCUGGAGAGGACAGAGCCAUUCUCUUAGGCCUCAGCAUGAUCCUUUUCUCUGCCAUGAUGUACUUUGUGUUAGGCAUCACAAUGGUGCGCUCGUACUCAGACAGCAUUUGGACAGAGGAGUCAAACUGCACAGUACUGAACUCUAGCAUAGUUGCUGAGAUUAACUGCAGCUACAGCUGUGGCUCAGAGUGCAGGAAGAACUCCAGGUUUCCCUGUCUUCAAGUAUUCGUCGGUCUGAACUUCACCAGCAAAGUUCUGCGGCUGUCAUACAACGAGGAGGCCCACGAGGCCAACCCUGAGUGUUUUUACAUCCCAAAGUGCCGCAAGGACCACACGCUGAUGCACAGCAUUGUGAUGAACAUCUCAGAGCGUCUGAAGACGCACCAGCAGGUCCUGUGUUACUACGACCCCUCGGAGCAGCAGGACAGCGUCCUCCUGACGCGUCUCUACGGCCGCGGGGCCAUCAUUAGCUCGCUCCUCUGGCCCACGUGCACGCUGGUGGGGGGCACGCUCAUCAUCGCCAUGGUGAAGCUCACUCAGUACCUGUCCUUCUUGUGCGAGCAGAUCAGCCGCAUUAAAAGGAUGGGGCUCUAUUCCCUAACAGGAGCUUCUCACACCAAAGUCUGCACUCGGAAGUUUAACGGUGGCAUCCAGGACGGGGUUUGAAUGGAGGUUUUCCGCAUGCGAAAUUGUCAAUGGACCUGUUUUCUACUCCUCCGCAUAUAGCGACAAAGUGUUUCCGCUCUCAUGUGGUCUUCCUCUGAUGCUCCAUCAGCCUUGUUAAUCUGCCGGCUUGUGUUGACAAGGCUGAAGUAAUGUUGUGAACGAGAACUUCCUGACUCAGUAGACUGGUCGUAAUUGGAAAUUACAAUAAGACAGGGUCAAGUCCAGUCCUGGAACUCACGGGUCAAAAUAUGAGGACAAGUUUUGGGGUGUCAGUUACACUUUCUGACCGGCAGAUCGGAGACUCUAUUCCAAGGAGACGCUACUGUGAAGCUGAUGUCUUGACCAGCUGAUGCUUGUGUAAAAUUACGUGUUGCUGUCAUUCAUGGCUCUUUGACAAACACAUGUACACAUCUUCAAAGCCAAAGGUCAUAUGUUGAUUGUGACUACUGUAUUUCUUAAUGGUAUAGUUCAUCCAAAAAAAGAGAAAAUUCUGUCAAUUUAUUGUGUCAAACCUGUAUGACUUAAUUGCUUCUAGGGAAGAUAAAAAUACUUUACAACACAAUGUGGGUUUAUUUGUUAAGAAUAAAAAUUAGUUAAACACUGUAAAAAUUUGUUUACAAGAACUGCUCUUGCAAUGGACAGAAUUUCUACAGCAUUUACAAAUAUAUUUUUAAAUCAAAAGUCCUAUGUGUUACGUUAGAUAAAGCGAUGGUUCACCCAAACAUGAAAAAUCAUGGGAUCUCUUUAAUGCACUAUGAACAAACGCAAGCAAUGGACAAUUGCAUUUACUUAUCAACUUUAAUGUUGACUAAUGCAACUAAUGUUAACAAAUGAGACCUUAAUGUAAAGUGAUAUUUUAAAGAACAUCAGGAUCUAAACAACAUGUGACAGCAUUGACUUUUAUUGUACAACGACAUUCUCCAAAAUAUAUUUCUUAGUGUUCAACGGGGGGAAACAAUUCAUGCAGGUUUGGAACAACACGAAAGUAAGAAUUUAAUGACAGAAUUUUUUUUUCUCCAUAUUAAAUUCAGUCUAGUUCUAGUAAGUGCACCAUUGUAGCAGACCCAAAAGCUGUGUAACGAAAUCUAGUGUUUUCUAUAGCUAUUGUAAGGCAUCAUAUACACAAAGUCACAUCUGUUUCAAAAGGUAAUGCCAAAUUCUACUGAGCUGUUCACAAAUAAAAUCUUCUAAACCAAAACAACAGAGUAGAAUAGGAUGGAUUGCGGCGACCUCAGACUCUGCGAUGUACAUGGUGUGUGGGCUGAAAAAACAAAACUGUGCUCAAUAUUUUACAUCUACAAAGACAAAUCUGUCCUGUGAGAACAGCACCCAAAACAUUUCGGGAAUACUGCUAUUCAAUCAUGUAUACUGUAAUUUCAGUUAUGUUCUGCAUUCUGUAUUUGUGUGUUUUUUCUUUCCACUAGAGUGAUUUCUGUUUUGUUGACUAUUAACCAGGAAUCUUGUAUUGUCAGUUGUUGAUAUAUGGAUGUAAUUUCUCACUCGCAAAACAAACCCUGCAGGUGGAUUGAAUGAUUCGUAAGUUUUGCAUAGAGAGAAACAACAGUGCCUUUCUUUUUUUUAGACAUCAUCUACAGUGACUGAAUAAAUUCAAUAGCA
This is a messenger RNA of Puntigrus tetrazona (Sumatra barb), 2675 nucleotides long. Its product is annotated as calcium-activated potassium channel subunit beta-2-like. The coding region runs from base 270 to 1058 and encodes 262 amino acids. The transcript has 6 exons. Gene Ontology annotation, molecular function: potassium channel regulator activity; calcium-activated potassium channel activity. Gene Ontology annotation, cellular component: voltage-gated potassium channel complex; membrane. Gene Ontology annotation, biological process: potassium ion transport; detection of calcium ion. The record is from RefSeq and is a predicted model, not a curated record. NCBI's taxonomy places the organism in Eukaryota, Metazoa, Chordata, Actinopteri, Cypriniformes, Cyprinidae.